ACAUAGAAUAAAAUAGCAUGGUAUUGUGGUGAAAUUUACUGGUGUGUAACCGGAACAGUACGGCGGAGUCUAAUUGAUCGACCGGAAAACAAGGCAGAGCAUCGACAGUCAUACUGCAGCCAUUAUACCAGACGGACGUCUAAUAUUGUAUCGAUUAUAAUCCUAUGUUUUGUGUGUCUACGUUUCUGGCCUGAGGGAUCCUGGAACAGAUACAUCUUUAUUUCUAGUUGUGCUCUAGCCUAGCCAGCUUCCUGAACCCGGUAUUUCUGGUAUCUGAGGAGAUAAGAGGGGACCUGCAGUGCGAUUGGAGCUACGUCAGUUGCGGUGAGACGUCGACUCGGUUCUCCGGCAUUGCUGGAGAUGUCAUCUAACAUUCGCAAAUCAACUUUACCGGCUGUGGCUGGUUUAGUUGAGGUUAUAGACAAAUUACGGGUCCGUGCUUGCAGCGUUCUAAAGGUCUAAAACAGAAAGAACCGGAAAGCAACACCAAGCUUAUAUCGCGAUGAUGUUGAAGAUACGGGUUAUUCUAUACUUUUCGGCGUGGCUUUUUAUGGCAUUGAUAUGCAUAGUAUUGAACUUCAUCAAUAUAGAUUGGGAAAUAACAGAUACCGCGAGUGGUAUACUAAUCGUGAUAGUUCUUGGAGUUUUUCAAGUAUCUGUGCUUGAGUUUCCCAUACAGACAAUUGCCACGUUACUCAUUGGCGGUGAACGACGUGAUGAUAAACGCGCCCCAUGUGAUCGUUUGACUGCUAUCCUCAAUUACAAUCUACUAGCAACGGGAAAAGACGAUAUUCUGGAAUGUUUUGAAAUGAUGUACAAGGCGUAUGUCGGAAACCUUAGUCCAAAUGUUUCGGCUGUUCUGUUAAGUGCUACUAACGACGAGAAACUGAAGGAAUAUGAAAUAGAGAUACGGGAUAAGUAUCGUGCUAUUUUGUAUGACGACUUGUACAGAGAAGGCCAGGCGUUUGCUCGGGGUGAAUAUCAACACGUUGAUUGCCUACACCUUGAACAUGUCUGGGCGAUGUAUGCUGAUGUAGAUAGAAAUGUUUUCAUGAAUGAUUAUCUUGAGGAAAUAUGUGACCGAUAUGCCCGUGAAUUUAUGGUAGUACAUCGAGUAAGCCGCGUCCUGAAGAAAUGUGGGCAGUAUCAAGACCUUAUGCUCCUAUCAGAAGGGGAAUGCGAAGCAUAUUCGUAUUGUGACAAAUCUUAUUACGGCCGAUCAGCUCGUGAACCCGGCGAAUCGUUAUUUCACACAAGCGAAGACGCAUCUAAUAUAAAAGAGAGGAAAUUUGACUACACACUUGUUUUAGACGCCGACAAUUGUGUACCUCGGGGCGGGGUUUUUGAUUUACUAAGCAUUGCGGCCGCGCAUCCCGAGAGAGGCAUCAUUCAACCAUCAAUCAAACUCCAUUGCGACUCAGGGAGCACAAUGUUCAUGCAUUUGGAGGCAAUGAGACAAAGCAUAUAUGAACCAAUAACGAACGCAAUAAACGCCCUUUUUGAACAAUCCUCGUUCUUCGGAAAAGCAUUAAUUAAAAAUAAAGUAUAUAUUGACUACGUGAUUGGUUCCAAAGACCAUCUCAUCGAAAGAGUGCCAGUUGACGUACUUAGUCAUGACAUCUUUGAAGCAGCGCUGCUGAAGCCGUUGUAUGCUGGAAGUACUUUCCUGCUAGAAACACCGAGCACUAACUAUGUGACAUGGAACAUACGUGAACGACGAUGGAACACAGGUAAUAUACUUCUAGCAAUGUAUUUCUGGAAAAACGCAUUCGGUAAACCUAUGCGAUGGCUUCAAAAAAAACUCCAGCGGUCGAAAUUUAAUAAGACCAAAGUCAGGACAGAAACAAAACUAGACUUCGUGACCUCGUACAUAGUACAUUCAUCGCUGCGACAAAUGUUGAUAAAGCCUGCUCUUUUAUUAUAUAUCAUUCUUGAAUAUUUCGUCUUUCUGCGCAACAGAUAUGCGUCCAUCAUCAUCGUCAUGUUCUGUGCACUAGUCUUUCCAAUGUUUUCUACGUGUAAUCGCAAAAAUUACAAGUUUGUCAUUUUGGAAACGAUGGCUUCCAUUCUCCUAUUCACGCCUGAAGCGCUAGUUGGUUGUGUUCGCCUUUGGCGCGCUUUUUAUGCCAAUAUUUUACUCAAUGUAGAAUGGAUACCCCAACGAGCCGUGGAGGAAGAUUUAAAAUGUUCUGAUCCGUUUCUGUCAAGUUUCAAGCAUCUCUGGGGUUAUUCAGUGUUUUCCCUAGUAGCAGGUGUUUUAGUUGUUAUCUUUCUUGAAAGAGCAAUUUUAUUCUUAGCUAUGCUGAUUACAACAGUCGUUUUACCUAUUUACGCUGGGACAACAUCGUUAACCACAGGCUUCAAACGCUGUAAGCCUAGAAGUUAAUCUGACCAUGUACACAUGUAAAUGCAGUUGCUGGGCCUCAUAUAUACGAUAGCAUUGGAAACACUUCUGAAACCAUUAUUGAAAUGAACAAAAUUAUAGACAAUGCGUUGACGCCAAACAUGUACACAAAUUACGGGUUUGAUGACAGCACAGAGUUUCCAAACAAUAAUAAACAGAAUAAUGUGUCAUGGUCAAAGGACGUAGAAAAUAUGAUUGCGAUAUCCGAACGAUACGGUCAGAUGUUAAGUCUGUUCCCUUUAAGAAAUGGUGAUUCACUGCGCGUUAAUCGUUCUUAAAAGUACGUGUCAGUAAUACACGUGAAACUUCCGAAACCAGCGGAUAAAAACGAAAACAACAAAUAUGAGGCUUUAAAUCUCCCUGGUAGUGAAAAUCCUUAUUCACAUGUGAAUAUGUCGACCAGGAGCUCUAACUCUGGAUCAUGCUUUCCUCAAAAAUCCCUAACACAGACACUGCUCCUACUGAAAAUGGGAUCAUUUGGCAUGUUAAAAACGUAACCUUUAUAAAGAUGCUUAAUUUAAAAGACUCAAACAAAUGAAAUCUCUAAAAUAUAGAACGAAGUAUUCAUACUACAUAACAAGUUCUCAAAGAGCAUACACGCUAAGUUCACAUUUUCAUAUGUAUCUACGUACCUUAAUGGAAUUAUUGGCCUUUAUACUUUCCAAAUAUAAAUAAUAUUAGCAGCAUAUAUUAAUCAAAAUGUCCUUUUUACUCAAGGUGUUUUUAAGAUCAGGCUGAUGGCCAUUUUGGCAGUACCCGAACUGUGUUCAUGCGCGAGUGAUGUCCACUUUCUAGAGUUAAAGGCCAUACUUGUAUAUUAAUUGUCAUUUUGUAGUAUAAUAUUUCUUUGACCGUGCAGAUGUUUCUUUGGUUUUAAUUGUUAGGUCUCUAGUUAACUUUGUAAUUGUUAUGUUAAUUCUUGAUAUGCUUUGGACGUCUUGAUAUUUGGUCAUGAGUUUUUUUAUGAUUACAUGUAUCUAUAGAUUUGCUCUGAAGUUUACUUUUUACUUUUAUAUUAUUUUUAUUAAAUAAUUUAAUUUAUACAUUUUAUUUAGUUUGUGAAAAGUAUUACUUGCAAAUUGUGUGGUCAUGGCUGGAUAAUAUUUGUGAUAGUUAAAUUGUUUGGUUUCUCUUGAUAUCGGAACUUUGAAACAAAUGAUUUGUCCAUUGAACGACCGUUUUAUUCGUCCGUAAUCAGUUAUGAUUGUGUUGUAAAGACUUGAAGUUGUAUUAGGCUGUUUAUUCAAUUUUAAAAACAUUUACUUCGAAGAUUAGUUAUA
Dreissena polymorpha is the source of this 3684-nucleotide messenger RNA. RefSeq lists its product as uncharacterized. The transcript is spliced from 3 exons. NCBI's taxonomy places the organism in Eukaryota, Metazoa, Mollusca, Bivalvia, Myida, Dreissenidae. The coding region runs from base 503 to 2386 and encodes 627 amino acids. The record is from RefSeq and is a predicted model, not a curated record.